AUGCAGCCUUUCUCCGGCUUGUUCUUUUUUCUUGGAACUUUAGUUGUUCUAUUUAUCGUCUUACUUCUCAUAUUCAUCCUAUGCAAGUUUUUCAAACCAAGAAAACUGACAGCUUUGAUUACUAGCACAUUUAAGCCUACUUCAGGGACUAGUGAUGCUCUUAGUGUACAUCUUCGUACGAUAAGUUACUUUAACUUUCAUACAUUGGAGAAGGCUACGAAGAAUUUUCACUCAGAUAACCUCCUAGGAUGUGGUGGAUUUGGUCCGGUUUUCCUGGGGAAGUUUGGAGAUGGACAGUUAAUUGCUGUCAAGAAGCUAUCUCUUGACAAAUCACAGCAAGGGGACAGGGAGUUUCUUGCUGAGGUGAGGAUGAUAACAAGUAUACAGCACAAGAACCUUGUCCGCCUUCUUGGUUGUUGCUCAGAAGGGGAUCAAAGGCUUCUCGUGUACGAAUACAUGAAAAAUAGGAGCUUGGACCAAAUACUAUAUGGAAAGAGUAAUAUAUUCCUUGAUUGGAAAACUCGAUACCAGAUAAUCUUAGGGAUUGCGCGAGGAUUACAAUAUCUUCAUGAGGAUUCACACAUUAGGAUUGUCCAUAGGGACAUCAAGGCAAGCAAUAUUCUGUUGGAUGACAAAUUUCAACCAAGAAUCGGAGAUUUUGGCCUAGCUAGGUUUUUCCCUGAAGAUCAAGCAUAUCUCAGCACCGCAUUUGCUGGAACCUUAGGUUACACAGCUCCUGAAUAUGCAAUUCGAGGAGAAUUGUCUGAAAAGGCUGAUAUAUACAGUUAUGGUGUUGUUGUGCUAGAAAUAAUCAAUUCUCGGAAGAAUACAGAUCUUUCUUUGCCUUCAGAAAUGCAAUAUCUCCCCGAAUAUGCGUGGAAGCUAUAUGAAAGAUCAAGAUUAAUCGAUCUAGUUGAUCCAAAGAUGUUGGAAGAUGGGAUGGCAGAAAAGGAUGUAAUGCAAACAAUACAUGUAGCUUUCUUAUGCCUUCAGCCUCAUGCCAAUUUAAGACCACCAAUGUCUGAGAUUGUUGCAAUGUUGGUAACCAAAGCUGGAUCACUAACUACACCAACGCCUCCGCCUUUCUUAGAUCCAGAGUUAAGGAUCGGAAGGACGAUAACAGUACAUGGUUGA
Molecule: messenger RNA, 1134 nt
Organism: Solanum stenotomum
Lineage: Eukaryota; Viridiplantae; Streptophyta; Magnoliopsida; Solanales; Solanaceae
Product: probable LRR receptor-like serine/threonine-protein kinase At1g56140
Exons: 6
Coding region: 1-1134 (377 amino acids)
Biological process (GO): protein phosphorylation
Molecular function (GO): ATP binding; protein kinase activity
Source: RefSeq, a predicted model, not a curated record